AUGUCAACGAUUGUGUUAGGAGGAGGUCUCUCUGGCCUAUCGGCAGCGUACUAUUUGAAAAAAAUGCUGCCGAAAGUUCCAAUCACUCUAUUGGAGGCUUCAGAUAGAAUCGGAGGCUGGGUUCGAUCUAACAAAGUCGACGACUGCAUUUUCGAAGAAGGACCUAGAACUAUCAGACCACGUGGCAGCCCGGCUGCCUUCAAUACCCUCGAGCUGAUCGACGAACUGGGACUCGCAAACGAAAUAGUUCCUAUACUUUCUAACCACCCUGCAGCUAAGAACCGAAUGAUAUUCGUCAAUGGCAAGCUUCAUAGUCUGCCAAAUUCACUAAUUAGCCUUUUCAAAAAACAAGAACCUUUUUCAAAACCUUUAAUCCGGUAUUUACUAAACGAUUUAACUGCCCCUAAGAAAAAUGUCAAAGAUGAACCUAUCUACGAUUUUGUAAAUAGAAGAUUCGGUAGCGAGUUUGCUGACUACCUGAUAAGUGCUCUUAUUUGUGGUAUUUGUGCGGGAAAUGCCAAGGAAAUCAGCGUCAAUUUCUUGAUGAAAAAUUUGUUUCAAUAUGAGCAACAAUAUGGAAAUAUUACCAAAGGAAUGUUGAAGAAUUUAUUUGAUUCGAAUAAGGUGAAACCAAAAGGUUUGGCACUGAAGGCAAAAAAAGAGAAAUGGAGUGUGUACUCAUUCAAAAAUGGUUUAGAAACACUACCCAAAGCAUUAGAAAAUAAACUACUGGAUCAUAAAGUAGAAAUUUACGUGAAUACCACAUGUAAAGAAAUCGAUUUACCUUGCAUAGAUGACAACGGGUUAGUUUUUUUAGCAGAUGGUAGGAUUUUGAAUGCCUUCCAUGUUAUUAGUACAGUAUCAUCACAAUGUCUCGCGAAGGUUGUUCACAAAGAACACCCUCAGCUUGCAGAUUUACUGAACAAAAUCAAAUGUGUUACUGUGGGUGUCGUCAAUCUUAAAUACAACAAGCGGUUGAUAACAAAAGAUGGAUUUGGUUUUUUGGUACCCCCAAACGAAAAACUGCCUAUAUUAGGUGUAACAUAUGACAGCUGUUGUUUCCCUAAUGGUGACAAUACCGUUCUUACAGUUAUGAUGGGUGGUGCCUGGUUCAAAGAUCUAUUCGGCGAUUACCCUGAUAAGCAAGAUUUAUUAAAAACAGCCAAAGAACAGUUAAAAACCACUUUGGGUAUUACAGAUGAACCAAUAAACUUUAAAGUUUCUAUUCAUCAGAAUUGUAUUCCUCAAUAUACUGUCGGCCAUACUGAAACUGUGGAAAAAAUAAAUGCUUACAUUAAAAAUAAUAAAUUGUCUUUAUCUUUAUGUGGUUCAUCUUACUAUGGUGUUGGGAUCAAUGAUGUGAUAUUGUCCGCUAAAAAUGCUGUUAAUGAUCUUAUGGAGGAUGUCUAA
This is a messenger RNA of Acanthoscelides obtectus, 1410 nucleotides long. NCBI's taxonomy places the organism in Eukaryota, Metazoa, Arthropoda, Insecta, Coleoptera, Chrysomelidae. The record is from the annotation of a GenBank genome assembly.